AAUGGUGGCAGUGAAAGGACUCAUCCUCAUCUGCCUGCUUCAGCUGAGUGUUCAAGUGGAUGUGAACAAAAUCGCCCUUGCUAAAAUGAUGAAGUAUUUCGAUGACAAUGUUCAACCAAAGCCUGGUGCUCAGUAUGCAAUAGCGAUCCGUCUCACAAAGAACCAGUGCACAGAUGAAAAGUUUUCUAUAACGUCUGUGUUCAGCCUAGCGGAUGCUAAAAUAGUAAAAGAAACAAUUAAGAACGGCCAAACAUGUGAACUCUGUACAAGCCCAAAGAAUGUAAUUGCUGCAAGGCCAAAAUCAGAAGAUCCCAAAGACCAUUCUGAGUAUCGUCUGCUGUAUCCUGUGGGUAAUUCUCCUAUGGACAAACUUUUAAAAAAUGUAGAUAAAAAUAGCUGUGUGGUUUUCUAUACUUACAACUCACCAUGUGUGAAAGAAUGCAUUAGUGGUGAGAAGAAUAUUUUGGACGGCCUUUCAAACUGGAAAAAUAAGCUAAAAGAUGGAAUAAAUGUUUUUGCCUUUCAAAGCAUCUGGGGUAAGGAUGUAACAAAGGAUCUACCUAAUGAAUUCCAAAAGAUCGAUAAGAUAGUGCCCCUUUAUCAAUGUCCUGAAGCUGAACAAAUUAACUGUUUUAAAUGUCGUGGUCAAAAGACAACCAGUUACUGCCGGACUGUCCCAGAUAACGCAUACUACCAAUACAUAAAUUACUGAAACUAUAAGCUCAGAACUGAUUUUGAAUGCUUUUGCUUUGCUGAUCUGAAUGCCAAUAAUAAGUCAGAACUGCAGUAUGUGUUUGGAGAUUUAUCUGCCAUAUUGUGUCUGUUACUUUUGUUGAAAGGCAUUG
Paramisgurnus dabryanus is the source of this 845-nucleotide messenger RNA. RefSeq lists its product as uncharacterized. Lineage: Eukaryota; Metazoa; Chordata; Actinopteri; Cypriniformes; Cobitidae. The record is from RefSeq and is a predicted model, not a curated record.